This is a messenger RNA of Eupeodes corollae, 1751 nucleotides long. RefSeq lists its product as uncharacterized. The record is from RefSeq and is a predicted model, not a curated record. The coding region runs from base 9 to 1751 and encodes 580 amino acids. The transcript has 3 exons. Lineage: Eukaryota; Metazoa; Arthropoda; Insecta; Diptera; Syrphidae.
UCUAUAGAAUGGACACUUUAUUCCAAUCAAUAGUUUUACUCACAUUGACAAUUGCCAUUACUUUGGGCGAUGUAAGUCAUUUUUUCUUCCCGGAAACGAAUUUGUUUCAAACACCUCAACAGCAGUUUUCACAUACACCUUUUCUAUACGCCCCACCUGUGUCGAAUCCUCUUCAGCCACCACAACAGCCUUCAUCAAUAAGUUCAACAACGGAGUUUUUCUUACCUGAGAUCAUAUCAAAUCGACGAUUCAAGGACCAGCGGCAACCACAACAAGGAAAUUUCAUCCCCCUUAACCAUUAUCUACCUCCACCUAUUGACGAUGGAAAUUAUCAUCAUCCCUCCCAACAGGAUCAAACUCCAUCGUUAGCAUAUUUACCAUCGAAAAUUGACAAACCAGUUGUUGUAUUGGAUGGGGAACCUGCAUCAGUAUCUCAAGGAUAUGACUACAAUGAACCAUCAAGUACGACUUCAAAUCCUAAUGACGAUGAGCUUCCUCUACAAUUUCCUUCGGCGCUUCUGCCUCCAGCUCCAAUUUUUAUUGGAGGACCACAACCAUCAGCAUCAACAACAACGACCAAAAACCCAAAUCAAGGAUACUCCUAUGAUGUACCAUCAGGAACCCCAUUCGAGGAUAAUCCAUCAACAGGUUUAUUUCAGGAUUCAGGAAUAGAUGGUAAAUCUCCGUCACAAGUACGUUUGCAUGUAAAAGAAAUGCGCUGUCUCGAUCACAACAAAGGAUUCUUUCGAGCAGUUUUGAAGAUUGAAAGUUUCCUUAGCACAACACCAACCAUUGAAAACGAUUCCAAUGAUCCAAAGUGUAGUGUAAAACUAAGUCGAAACUUACUCCUGGUUAAUAUUGAAGCAGAAGAUUUUCAAAAAUGUGGUGUCCAUUACUGUGGCAAGGAGCUUUGUCUACGUUUAAGAUUUCCAUCCAUAAGAGGAAUACGGACGAGCCAGGAUUCAUUGUUGGCGUUGCGUUGUAAGACUCAAAAUCGAAUUGCAGCUAAAACACAUGCCCUGAAGAUGGGAAUUGCAAAUGACUUGCAAGCUAGGAAUACGGCCGUUUAUGCACAUGGAGGGGUACAAAAUGAAUUUCGAACACAUAUCGAACUGCUUCGAAAGACUUUGAAUGGUUUUAGUAAGAAGCUAGAACCGAGUGCUGUGGUUCGGUUGGGAGAAGAGCUAUUGUUGAGAGCUCACGUUGGAUCAGGUGAUGGUUGGAACUUUACAAAACUCACUGACGUCAAUUUACAACUCAUAUCCCCGAACGGUGAUCUAACUCGAUCAGUGAAUCUAAUCACAUCCCAUGGAUGUGUGAAUCCAUCGAUGCGGAGUAUCUGUCCACAACCUCCAACUUUCGAACCACCACUUGGUCAUCGAUUUCUGUUCAAAGCUAUUAUGUUCCAAGAAAUGCACAGCGGUGAAGAAAUAGUUUUAAGUAUGAAAAUUACAGGAUGCUUAGAACAAAACGAUUGUCAUGUAAAUUUACAAGAUUGCAAUGGAGGAAAUAAUAAUUUUAAACGUCAAAAAAGGAAAGUAGAACAUAAUUCGACAAACUUUGCAGAAUUUCCAAGUAUAGCAUUUCGUGUUGCAAUGCCGGAUCAAGAAAUAGGGAGUCAAGUAGGUAGGGUUGAACCACAUGUCAUAACUCAGCGAUGGAUAUUAGUUGUUGUAUUAUUAAUUAUUGGAUCACUGUGUUGCUUGGGAAUGAUAAUUUGGUGCAUAGUUAAAAAACGUGCGAAUUGUUGA